This is a messenger RNA of Sycon ciliatum, 2653 nucleotides long. RefSeq names its product probable proline iminopeptidase. The coding region runs from base 440 to 1438 and encodes 332 amino acids. The transcript has 10 exons. Gene Ontology annotation, cellular component: cytoplasm. Gene Ontology annotation, biological process: proteolysis. NCBI's taxonomy places the organism in Eukaryota, Metazoa, Porifera, Calcarea, Leucosolenida, Sycettidae. Gene Ontology annotation, molecular function: aminopeptidase activity. The record is from RefSeq and is a predicted model, not a curated record.
UGAAUAAUGUCUAAAGUCACGGCCAAAGAUCACAGACAGAAGACUCAUCAGUCACGGUUUGGGUGUUAGCUCUAGCCGCUCUUGAAAGGUGGUGUUGUUUGCAGUGAACCUACGCUCACGUUGGAAUUCACUUUUCCAGUGCGCCCGCUGAGCUUGCUGUGUGGGACCAUUCAUCAGCGCAGUGACAGUCAGGACUCACGAGAGCUGCUCUAUUGGCUCGCGCCAACUCCAGAAAUCAAUUCGGUGUCAGCGCCAGUGUACUGCUGACAGUGAAGCCGGACCAAAUCCGAGCCUAGCCGUCCAUUACGCUGUGAGUGCAGACGGGACUCGCCUCGUUGUCCACACCGGCGGUAUCGUUGAGCCGGGAACAUUCUCAUUGAAGCGUGAACAACUACUUACUGUCUGAGUACAGUGUCACCACAUCAGCAGCCUGCCGAGAAUGGAUUCGGAUUCCCGCCACUCGUAUUACAAGCAACCGCACCCACACGACAGCGGUAUGCUACAGGUGUCUGAUCUUCACUCUGUCUACUAUGACGUAGGGGGCAACCCGAAUGGAAAGCCUGUCUUGAUUAUACACGGAGGUCCUGGGUCCGGGUCGCACGUGGAGAACCGAGCCCACUUUGAUCCCGCCGUGUUCCGCAUCGUCAUGACCGAUCAGCGUGGCGCCGGCAAGUCCACACCCUGGGCUGAGUUGAGGGAGAAUGACACAUGGUCUUUGGUCAAGGACAUGGAAACACUUCGGGAACACCUCAAUAUUGACAAGUGGAUGUUGUUCGGAGGCAGCUGGGGUUCUACGUUAGCGUUAGCCUACGCAAUCACGCAUCCCGACAGAGUGACGUCAAUGGUGCUGCGCGGUGUCUUCACAUGCAGGCCGAGUGAGAUCCGAUGGUUCUACCAGCACGGAGCCAGCGAGGUGUUCCCCGACUACUGGAAGACCUAUGCUGACAUGCUGCCGGAGGGCGAGCGUUCAGACGUGGUCAGCGCGUAUCACCGCCGACUCUGUAUGCCAAUUCACUCAGAAGACGGCAAGACCAAAAUCAUCUCGGACGAGGACCUGCAGGAGAUGGCUCGAUACGCAAGAGCGUGGGCAGCCUGGGAGUGUGCAACAUCGCGUCUGCAUAUCAGCGAGAAGGCCAUCAGCAAAGCAGACAACUCUACCUUUUCUGUGGCGUUUGCUCGCAUUGAGAGCCACUACUUUGUCAACAAGGGCUUCUUCAGCUCCGACAACUACAUCAUUGAUAACGUUCAUCGUAUCGAGCACAUCCCGUGCACAAUAGUGCAGGGUCGAUAUGACAUGGUGUGCCCUGUGCGUACAGCGUAUGACUUACACAGAAACUGGCCUGGCUCCAAGCUGGUCAUUGUACCCGACGGUGCACACUCCCGAAGCGAGCCUGGUAUGAAGCAAGAAUUGCUGGAGGCCGUAGCAGAGUUUAGCUGAGCCUGCCAGCAAUGAUGCGUGUGUACCUGAGCCUGCCAGGGAUGUGUGUGUGUCGCUGAGCCUGGCAUUGAUCCGUGUGUCACUUGGUCAAGAACAGUGGCGCACUGGCCGUUCACCACUUUCUGCAUACGUGUCCCGGGGAAGUGUCAACCUUCACGCGAUUUCCGACUCUGCAUAAACCUCUACGGCUGUCUCCCGUCUAUUUAUACUCAAUUGCCACUGCACCUGGGUUUCUUUUGAUCUGGAAGAGUCAUCGUAUACGUACGUGCACACCGGCGGGCUAGCGAAGGAUUGUGAACUGGUUGGCUGGUCCAGGAGCUGAUUUGAAUCGGCUUGCACUCCAGGCAAAGCAGGGAGCAUUGCCAAACCGGCCGAAAAGCCACACGCAUCGGAUAGUCCCAGCAGUGCUGCUAUGGAUGCGCGUGCGUCGGGGGCAUUUGAUCCGAAUCUGAGCCGCUCAGUUUGUGCUCGAUGCCGCAUGUUUGCCUACCUGUGUAUGAUACUGCGCCAGCGCGGUGCAAGGUGUACACCACACCGUGGCAAGUCUCCUAUGUCUUUUCCUAUUCUGAACAACAACAAACCGACCGAGCAUACAUGUACAUGUAAAUUUUUUUCACGAAAGAACACGAACCAACUCGAGACGAAAAAGAUCAGUAUCUAUGCUUUGUAAGACGUUCAGCGUGACUGGAUUCUACGUGUAGUUGCCCUAUAGUAAUACCGUAGUCAUCAUAGCUAGUCAUGUCACAGUUGGAGCAUCCUGAAUUUCGUACCGUGUGUCUGCGCUAGCCGUAUUAACUGUCGUACCCGUAUGCACACAUUCCAUCCCUGGCUACGCUUUGGAACUGUUUUCGUUGCCUGUGUCCUCAUCUCUCUUCGUUUUGUUUUCGCUGCCUGGGCUCUCAUUUAUCUUUGCUUGCUUGCUUGCUUGUAUUGCUGAGGGAACAUAUGCUGGUUUGUAUUCGUGGGUCUCCAUGGUGCAUGGGCGACGCGUACUCAUCCGGCGGAUAUGUGUGAAUGAAUGAAUGUAUUCACACUUCCUAUUUUUCGAUUCAGUCACGUCCCUUUCCUAGGUUUGAUAGCAUUUUCGUCUCCGAGGAAACUGAGUACAGUCGGCUCCUGUUCUAACGAACACCAUUGUGCAGGAUGAUUAGUUCUUUAUAGACGAAAUUUCUUAUUGGUAUUGGUAUUGAUUUAUUUGAAUUCGGUAUCUCAACA